Molecule: messenger RNA, 1161 nt
Organism: Anopheles marshallii
Lineage: Eukaryota; Metazoa; Arthropoda; Insecta; Diptera; Culicidae
Exons: 4
Coding region: 1-1161 (386 amino acids)
Biological process (GO): sensory perception of taste
Cellular component (GO): axon; membrane; dendrite
Source: RefSeq, a predicted model, not a curated record
AUGCACGCUAGCAAGUGGUCCGAACUGUUGGAACGGUUUCUGUGGAGCUUUCUACUGGCAUGCGGCACACUAGCGUUACAGUACGAUCCCGGAUCUCCCGGACAGUUUUCAAAAAGUCGUAAACAUGUGUUAUACUGUGUUGCGAUGACAUUUGCCAUCGCUGUUGCCACUCCUGGCGUGAUGGUGUUGAUAUAUCUCCACGGCUACAGUGGAUUUUUUCCCAUGGAAUCUGUGUUAGUUGCAGUGCAACUGUGCCUCCUCUAUCUGUUCAUGAUCGUCGUGAAUGUGAAGAUGCUGCUCAAUGUGGACAUUUUGCGCCGCACGUUCAAUGAAUUGUUCGCGUUGCGAAGCUCCAUCCUGCGGAAGUGGAACUGCGCUGGCCCGAACAGGGAGUACACUCAGCGGCUUAUCUUCAAAAUAGUGUUUGUAGACGUCUUUCUGUUGGCGUUUUCGUUGGUGAUGUUUUACGUCGCCCUGGACGAAGGUCCCAGUAACGGGCAGAUAGCGAUGGGUGUAUGCUUUUCUGUGUUUCGAUACAUUAUCACUGCGUUCGCGAACUUGUAUCUGGUAGGAUUAAUGAUCGCUAUUCAUAUUCAAGGAGCGAUCAAUGCUAAACUGACCAGUUUUGCCGAGAACUCAGACGAGCAGCUUGAAUCAACACUGCACCACGCGUACAUGCUUCAUUGCAAAAAUGUCGACCUGGAAAAGCAGUUUAUGAUCAUCAUGAAUCUUCCGGUGCUGCUGCUAAAUUGUUGGUACUUUUUCAUGAUUGUGUUGUCGGUAUACUACAUGUACACCUCAACGAUGUUAGAAUUGAAGCAGCAAAACCUGGGCAUGGAGGACAUCGUGCAAUAUUUAAACUCUGCGUCGUUUUUCCUGUAUCUGUGUCUCCAGCUGUACUGCAUAGUUGCAGUACCUGCCCAGUUCACCGAACGAUCGAAGAAAAUGUGCUUAACCCUAAACACCGUCGACCACCAAUGCCAGAGCCAAGGCAUGGAAAGAUUGCUGGAGCUAAUUAUGCUGGACUGUAUGCAGCGAAACUACAGCGUUACAAACUUUGGUCUGUACGAGAUGAAUCGCGCACUGUUGUUUGGGAUAAUGGCCACUGUGACGAGUUACGUGAUCAUACUGGUACAAUUCCACAUGCAAGAAUAUGGAUAG